CGCCGAGCGGUGUGACUCAGUUGGGGUUCAACCCGUAUCGCGUACACGCUUGUGGCGAGUCAGUAGCAUUCCGAUCGUUGAGCUGUUCUCACGUUGCCACGCUAUACUUUCUAAAGUCUUGCACUGAGCGGAGUGAUUUCGACACGCUAUACGGUUACGAAAGUUUGCGCGAUGAUAUACAAGUGAGAGCUAACGGCCGGAGGGUAACGCUCAUCGCGCACGGUGAGCCAGUUUAGACCAAAAGACAUUCGAAACUCGCAAGGGACGGGGGGGCGCGACGCCGUCAGACACGCGGGUGCAACAUCCUUACACAUUUAUUGUGAGAGAACUAAAGAAACCAAUUUUUAAUGUGUCAAGUCAGUAUAGCUCAUUGCUGCUACGUCAGAUCGCUCAACGCCUCAAGUAGGAACUACAAGGUUAUGCAAAUGAGUUCUGAACGCUUCUAUACCAGGGGUAAUCAAAAGACCAUUCACAACUUUAAUAAACUUUAACGUACGGUUUCGUACAGCCUAGUGUCAUAGCCUAUCCUUCUGUUAUCGUUUCGUCACGAUCGCUAAUUGCUAAUUACCGAGGAGUGUGAUAAGGCGCUUGUGUUAAGUGUUCGGCGAGCGACUAGCGGCAAUUAUGGCGAGCCCUCAGGAGGAGACCCUGCUUGCGCGCUGCGAAAUUCCCAUUAUUGACCUAGCACACAUAGGAACGGAAAUAUGUCCUAUGAAAUCAGUGGUACGUCGCAUUGGCCAGCAACUCUUUGCCGCCCUUAGUACUAAGGGCCUAGCAAUGCUUGUAAACCACGGCAUCGCUGAGGAGAAGCUAAAAGCAGUGUAUGCUGAUUUAGAUAACUUCUGCGCUCUACCAGAGGGAUGUCAAGCGCAGUACCUUUGCAAUCCUGUCAACAAGCAUGGUUACGUUCGUCCGGGAACCGAACAAUUUGAUGAAACUAAAACGGAAUUACGUCACUCGUUCAACAUCACAACUCUGUCUGCCGCCGCGAUGCCUGCGCAGGAGGAGGUGCCUGACUUCCCCUCUCACACCUUUCCCCUCGCACACGACCUCACCAACCUGUCUAGAGUGUUGCUACAGGCCUUGGCUUCUGUUUUCGGUCUUCCAGCAUCCGCUUUGCUGGCGUCUCACUCUGGUAUGCUGCAAAGUGAUGGAUGCAACCCCUCAUCCAUGCAGCUUCUCUACUAUCCCCCAGUGCCCCCUGAAGAUAAGGGACCGUGUUGUCAUGAUGCUAUCGCCUACACCCGUUGUGGAGCGCAUAGCGACAGAUGUACUUUCACUCUGGUAGCACAGGAUUCAGAAGGAGGCCUCGAGGUAAAAUUGAACGGAAGUGAGAAAUGGCAGGCUGUCGGUCAUCUCCCUGGAGCCAUUCUUGUUCAGACUGGUGAACUGCUUGGUAAUUGGACUACAAAUUUGCUUCCGGCUUUGAUGCACCGCGUCGUGGUACCAUCUGGAAUGUACGCUCGUGCCCGCGGCCGCCAUUGCGUUGCGUUCUUCUGUCAUCCCGACAAGGACGCGAUAGUUCCCCCACUGAUCAUUCCGCUUGCCCCAACUCCACCAGUUUGUGCCCCACAGCACCUUUCGCUUCACCAUCGUCUUCUAAACGCCGCUCAUCACAUACAGAAACGCUUUAGGGAAACGUACGCAUGACUAGCACGGCAUAGUGGAAAGAGUGCGUCAAGAAAAACAUUUGGUUAACUCUAUAGCUGUUUUUGGUUUGCGCAAGUACUAGAGUUAAAUAUCAACUUUUAACGGAUAAAUUUGACAUUUUUUACAUGUUGUUCUGUGCAUUUCGGCAAUCACUCACACAUUUUUACUGUAACAAAAAGUCGUAUAAAAUUUACUUUUAUUUUUUUUAAGAUUAAAAAAAACAAAUAUUUUAAGAUCUACAUAUAUGCAAUAUAAAUGUGUUUUAUUCAAAUUGAAUUACUAAAAUACGGCUGUACAAUUAACCAAAGUUAUUAAUUAAUAAAAGCCGAAUUUUUUGCAUUUUUUCCACUAUUACCGAUGCGUAUAACGUUAAGAAGUUUUACGUGUUACAUUAUAAUAGAAAAGGAGCUGUUUCUCAUGGAAUUAUCCAUAUUACCGUCGGAAACUAUCGUUUGCGAUAAUUACAUUGACAGGUAUAUGAGGUAGGGUAAAAUAACAAACAAAAUUAAAACUUUAUUUUUAAUAUAUGACGUGUGACUUAGAAUUAUGUCAACAUGGCAGUUUCAAUUUAAUGUUACUGAUGGGCAAUACAAUAUACAGUUUAGUUAUGUUACACCUUGGUCCUUAUAUCCAAUUUCCAAAUAUGAUGAUUACGAUGUGUAAUUUUACUGCAGAAUGUUAAUUUAUAACAGUAAUGGUACAGUAUAAUUAUUCACGAUGCUUUUGUUUCAAUUAGAUACAACAGCAUUAUCACUGUAUGAACAUGUAAGAUGCACAGACUACUUAUGUUAUACUAAAUUGCACAGACUCUUGAUUUGUUUUUGUUGUCAUUCUCUCGAUAGUUACAAAAAAAAAUUGUAAUAUGAUUUGUGAUUGGCUGGUACUUGAAUAUACGAGAGUGUUAUGUAAUGUGUUUGUACUUUCUUUGCUGUAAUAGUAUUCUGAUGUAGCAUUUUCCGUACUUAGUUACUUUUAAGUGAAAUGGCUCCGUAGUUAGAAGCAUUUAUUACUUGCCGAAAUUACAUUUAGGAUUGUGUUUAUCAUUCCCAACAUUAUUACGAGUGUAAGCUAUGUGUACUUAUUAUAAUAUAUGGUGUUAUUUCUAUAGCGCGUUUUUAUAAGUUAUGCGAUGUCUUAAAAAUAUUUAUACCUAAUCUCGUAAAUAUCAAUAAAGGUCUUAAAACACUACAUUCGCCAUAACAAAAUGAUACUUUGACAAUAACACCAUAUUAUCUUGUAUGUUGAUUAGUAGGGGGUUUUAAUAAACGUUUUUUGACAUGUC
Molecule: messenger RNA, 2932 nt
Organism: Pieris rapae (cabbage white)
Lineage: Eukaryota; Metazoa; Arthropoda; Insecta; Lepidoptera; Pieridae
Gene: FNSI
Product: 2-oxoglutarate-dependent dioxygenase htyE
Exons: 7
Coding region: 625-1650 (341 amino acids)
Source: RefSeq, a predicted model, not a curated record